AUGCUCAGAAGUAUAAUAAACACAGGUGUUGUCAGUGCUUCAAGGCCAGUUUUUCGCUCGAGAUUCAGCACUUUUUCUUUGCAAUCCGCCAAAUUUCAACCGACAUUUGCUAAAAAAUCAAAAAAGUCUGCCAUUCCAAUUAAAGACACGAUCCGCUCGUCUGAUAAGACCCCAGUAGAGAUUCCUACUGAGACGAAACCAGGGAUUUUCAAGAGAAUGUAUAAUGGGUGGUGUGGCAUAUCGUUCAAGCUCAGAAUGUACGUUUGUAUUUCGACGUUUGUGGUGGCCUGGCUCGCUGAUUACAUCUCACAAAAAGUUUAUGAAAAUGCCAGAAUUAAACAAGAAGCUGAAAGAUUGGCCAAGAUAGAAUUUGAGAGAUUACAGCAGGGGAAAAUAGAACAGGGGGAAAAGCAAGAAGAAUCUUCCUAA
This is a messenger RNA of Saccharomycopsis crataegensis, 429 nucleotides long. RefSeq lists its product as uncharacterized. The record is from RefSeq and is a predicted model, not a curated record. The transcript has a single exon. Bases 1 to 429 code for a protein of 142 amino acids. NCBI's taxonomy places the organism in Eukaryota, Fungi, Ascomycota, Saccharomycetes, Ascoideales, Saccharomycopsidaceae.